Parnassius apollo (apollo) is the source of this 4089-nucleotide messenger RNA. The record is from the annotation of a GenBank genome assembly. NCBI's taxonomy places the organism in Eukaryota, Metazoa, Arthropoda, Insecta, Lepidoptera, Papilionidae.
AUGACUUUGUAUAUAGAUACAAAGUUGAAUUUUACUGAUAGUAAUACUGUCUCAACACUUGGUUCAUGGCAUCCUUCUUUACCGCUAUUAGCUGUUGGUUCAUAUAAUCAAGAAAAAGGUGGUUCUGUGACUAUAUUCCAAGAAAAUGGGCAUGCAUUAGAAGAUUGUGACUGGCCUGUUCUUUUGUCUAAUCAGGUAACAACACUUGCUUGGCAUCCCACCAGGAAAUUACUUGUUGUUGGAUGGGAUGGUGGAGAACUGUACAUAUGGUUGGAAUAUUCUUGGGCACGACUAGAAGCACCACAUAAUACUGCAAUAACAACAGUCAAUUUUAGUUCUGGUGGUGGUAGAUUAAUUGCGUCAGAUGCUGUUGGUUCACUAUCAGGGUGGCAAUCUGGAUCAGGAGCCCCACUAACAGCUUUUCAUCACCAGCUUGGUGAUGUUAUAACUCACAUGAAAUUUUGCUCUUCACACCCCAAUUCUGAAUCAUCUAUUAGAGGCCUAGCAAAAGCAGCAGUGGCGGGUGAUGAAAAUGCAUUAGAUGCUUUAGCUGCUUGGAGACCUCGUACAACAGCCAGAAUGAGGGAAGGUCUGCAGGCAGAUAACCAUGCCUGUUAUGCUGCUCAAGAUAAUGGUGUUAUUUUGUACAUUGAUCAUGCCGGUGCUUGUUCAGAAGUAUUGAAUACUUCAGGCAAUGUUGUAUUUAUGGAUAUCAUUGGUAAUACAUAUCUACUUGUAGCUUGGGAAUCUGGUGGAGCGCUAAGUCUAACUAGAUUUCUUACAUCCAAUAAUGGUGCUUUAACAACUGAUACACAUGUCAGAAUGACAGCUAGAAAUGGUCAGUGCAUCGUAUUAGCAGGAAAUUAUUGUGUAGCCGUAAUAACUGGUGAUAAUUUAAUAAGAAUUUGGGACAGUGAGACUGGGGACAAUGAUGUCCUACCAAACGAAAAUGAAGAUAUAUUGCAAAGAGAUGUAUUUACUAGCAUCUGUUACUGUAAUCUGAGUGACACAUUAUGUUGUGGCACCUCACAAGGGUGCCUGUACCUCUGGAGAAGGGAUCAUAGAGGCAGUUGGAAAUUAAUAAGCAGCACUUCAGUAAAAGGUACAGUAAAAGAAGUAAGUUGGGGAUCAGAAGGAUUAAUGAAUCCCUUAUUGCAUGUAAAUUGCAUCACAAAUGCAUUUAUUCUUCGUGAACAACAUGUGUGCUGGGGAUAUUCACAUGAUGUUUGGAUGGUUCAAAAAUCAGCAUAUGAAAUAACAGUUACUGAUAAAGAUAAUGCAACAUCAAUAAUUAAUUCAUCAAUAACCAUAAAAGCCCUUGUAUAUAGGGACAAUUAUAUUGCAUUAGGAGAUGGGAAUGAAGUUCAGAUUUGGAUGUCCAAUAAGGAAAAUUAUGUUAAAUUUUCUCUUGUACGCACAUUUUUAUGGAAGACAGAUAUACUUAUAAUGUAUAGUGAUAUUCUUGUAGGGGUUGUUGGCACCCAUGUUGAAAGCUACAAUUUAUCAGGAAAUAAAUUGGGAAUAUUACCCUGUACUGAAGGUGAAGGUGAACCCAUUGGCAUAACUAAUACAAAUAAAUUCAUAGUGAUAUCAACCAUUGACGGAUCCCUCAAAUUGGCUGAAAUAACAAAAAAAGGUCUUAAAAUGCCUUACCCUCCAAAAAAUUGUUAUCAAAUGAUAGAAGAUUUUGGUGAAAUUAUGAGAGCUUCUGUGAAUUCAUCAGGACAAUAUAUAUGCCUUAGCGUUGCUAACUCUGGUUUAGCACCUGACCCAAGAGUGUAUUUAUGGGAUGUAGCUAAUGAUGUUGUUACAAACAUGUUGAUAUCAGAGAAAAUUUCACCUUAUCAAAGUGUCCCUAUUGCAAUGUUAUGGGAUAAUAAUGAUCCAAGACUUGUUGCCAUUCAUAUGCGUUCUGCAGACCUAGAUAGUAUUCACUUAUUCUUUUGUCAGGAGGGUAAGUUAUUUGAGUAUAAAAAUUGGUGCUCAUCAUCAGAAGAAUACUACCUCUCAGAUUUCAUACUGUGUUCACUGAAUACACCUUAUGUUAUUACUUUAACACAACAAAAUAUAAAAAGGAUAUUAACAAGCGGAUUUGAAGAUCAAAAUAAUUGGGAACAGGCAAAAUAUAAGCAAGUUUUAAAUUUUUUAUAUUAUAUGACAACAGGUCAUUUAGAGAAGGCUGUUGUGAUCGGAACCAAUAUUUCAUCUGGUAGUAAAAAUUCAAUGAUCUGGGAGAGCUUAGCAAAAGUUUGCGUAUCCCUUAAGCGAGCUGAUGUUGGCGCUAUAUGUUUAAGUAAAAUGGGCAAUAUCAAAGGUGCAUUAAUGUUGGGACAAGUUAUGAAUGAUGAUAAUAUGGACGAUACUUGCAAAGUAGCAGUACUGGCUGUUAAUCUUGGAAUGAUUGAAGAGGCUGAACAAUUAUUUAGAGAAUCUCAACGACCUGAUCUUAUUACACGAUUGAUUUCAGCUAAAGAGGGCGGACUUAGUGAAAUAAUAAAUGGAGAUAAUGAGGGAGAAAAUAUGCUGCUUGUCAAAAGUGCACAACACAAGUUGGCAAAAAUAUUGUGGGCUAAUGGGGAAACUGGGGCUGCAUUGAAAUUUUUUGAAAAUGCCGGAACUUUAGUGCCACAUGUCCCUAGAAUGUUGAUAGCGCAAGGACAGGCGCCUGUACUUGCACAAUAUGUAAAUAACUCAAAUGACAGCAAACUUAUAACUUGGUGGGGUCAUUACUUAGAAAGUGUAGGUGAUCUGGAUGGUGCUCUAGAAGCUUAUGGCCGUGCAAAUGAUUUUGGCGAACAAACAAGGUUGUUAUGUCAUAUGGAUAGGGUUGAAGAAGCAGAAAAACUGUGUCAGAAAAAUUCGUCAUCACUCUAUCAAAUGGCGCGUUAUUUAGAAAUGAAUUGCAAAGAACCUGAUGCUGUUGUUAAGAUGUAUAUAAAAUGUGGCGCGAUUUCAUCGGCCAUUCGUGUUGCGGCGGAGGCCAGUGCUUGGAACUUAGUGUGGCGAGCAGGAUCUACAUCUUCUAGACAUUUCGUUUACGCUGCAUCAAUUCUAGAAAACGCUGGUCAGAAUGAGCAAGCAAUAACCUUGUACCAAAAAGCGGGUAAACCCCAUAUGGCAUUAAAGCUUGCGCUAAACUGUGGCGAUACGAACGCAAUAAUAACUGCUGUGGAGGCGCUCGGUGAUCGGGUCGACCCGGAGCUCGCUCAUACACUAGCCGCACAUUUGAGGAGAGCGAAUCAUCAUUCGCACGCAGCUGCCUUGCUCGCAACCGCAGGAAAGUACGAAGAAGCAUUAGACAUAGUCGAGGAAUCGACAGCUCCUCUAUCAGAGGAACUGAGCGAACGACUGGCGGCGCCAGCAGGUACAGACGGGCGAGUGGCGCUUUUGAGGCGCCUUGCCGAUGUAUUGGGCGCUCGAGGUCUUUACCAUCAAGCAGCUAAGAGACUUGCUCACGCCGGUGAUAAGGCGGGCGCGAUGCGUUGGCUGCUGCGAUCGGGCGACGUGGAGCGUAUAGCUACUUUUGGCGCGGCGUCGCGCGACCGCGUGGCGCAACUGAUGGCGGCCGAUUUCCUGCGUCGGCGCGCCGCCUGGCGCUCGCGGCCCGACCUCACGCGCCACAUCCUGCACUUUUACACGCGCGCCAAGGCCUUCGCCAAGCUCGCCGCUUUCUACGCGGAGUGCGCCCAAAUGGAAAUCGACGAUUAUGACAACUACGAAAAGGCUUUAGAAGCUCUGAAAGAAGCAUCUCGCUGCAUCGCAAAAUCUUCAGAUCCAGAAAUUGGAUCUCAAACACUAGCUCUUCAAGAACAAACAUCAUUUCUAAAACGGUUUUUAGAAGUUAAAAAGCUCUUAGAGUCAGGAGACAUAAAUGCGGGUGUUGUCAAUGGUCAGCAACUAAUUCACGCAAUUAGCGGUCGACCCGGAUUGCUAUCUGAAGAAAAAAUACUCAAGUUAUUGGUACAUUAUGGUCCCAAUCAUCACGACGUUGAACGUCUAGAGCAACGGCUUAAGUCGCUACAACAAAGGCCACAAGAGGAAAACCAGGCUCCUGAUUCUCCAGAGCAAAGUAUCGAAGAAGUAAUCUAA